AUGGCUUCCAAGUACUAUGCUCAGACCGUUUCUUCUGGUUCCGUCAAGGGUGGCGGUCUCACUCGGAUUGCUUCUGUCCAUUCAGGUGGCUCAUGCCGAGUCCCAAGCCUUGCUUUUGGUAGCAGAAGUGUUUCUUCCUCUUCCAUUAAGCUGGGAUGUGGGAACUACAUGCCCAGCAUUUGCCCACCAAAUGCUUCCUUUGCCCCUUUCCUUUCUGGAAAUAAUGGCUGGCAUGAUGAGGGAAUCCUCAAUUGCAACGAAAAAGAGCUGAUGCAGUGCCUCAAUGACCGGCUAGCAAACUACCUGGAGAGAGUAAGGUGCUUGGAGCAGGACAACGCCAACCUGGAAUGCAAGAUCAGAGAAUGGCAUGAAUGCCAAGCACCCUAUGAAAGUACUGACUUCCAUUCACACUACAAGAUUAUUGAGGAACUCCAACAUCAGAUACUGUGUGCCAAGACGGAAAAUGCCAGGCUGGUUUUGGAAAUUGACAAUGCUCGCCUAGCUGCUGAUGACUUUAGGACCAAGUAUGAGACUGAACUGGCUCUUCGCCAGUGUGUUGAGUCAGACAUCCAUGGACUGCGCAAAAUUCUGGAUGAAAUGACCUUGUGUCGGGCUGAUCUAGAAGCUCAGCUUGAAUCCCACAAGGAGGAGCUUCUUUGCCUCAAGAAGAACCAUGAGGAGGAAGCAAAUGCCCUGCGUUCAAAACUUGGGGCCAGAGUUAAUGUGGAGGUGGAUGCUGCUCCAUCCUGUGAUCUGAACAAGAUGCUGGGUGAGAUAAGGAAUCAGUAUGAAUGCCUUGCUGAAAAAAACCGCAGGGAUGUUGAGACCUGGUUCUCUUCCAAGAUGGAAGAGUUGAACCAACAGGUGCUCUCCAGUGAUGAAGAGCUGCAGAAUUGCCAGUCAGAGAUAAUUGAGUUGAGACACACCAUGCAAGCACUUGAGAUUGAUCUGGAUGCCCAGCAAAACAUGAAAAAUGCUCUUGAAUGCACCCUGCAUGAAACUGAAGCCCGCUAUAGCACCCAGCUAGCACAGCUUCAAUGCAUGAUCAGCACCAUAGAAGGCCAGUUGGGUGACCUCCGGAAUGAUAUGGAACGGCAAAGCCACGAAUACAAGAUUCUCCUGGAUGUCAAGACUCGCCUGGAAGCAGAGAUUUCAACGUACAGGCGUCUACUGGAGGGAGAAGAUCACAAGUUUCCCAGAGUCCCAAGUGUGCCAGAGUGUCCCCCACCAGUCUCUGCUCCAGCCCCCCAUAUCACGAAGAAAAUCCGCACUAUUACGGAGGAGAUUAAGGAUGGAAAGGUUAUAUCCUCUAGGGAACAAGUCCAGCAUGUGGCACUCUAG
Molecule: messenger RNA, 1341 nt
Organism: Anolis carolinensis (green anole)
Lineage: Eukaryota; Metazoa; Chordata; Lepidosauria; Squamata; Anolidae
Gene: krt36
Product: keratin 36
Exons: 7
Coding region: 1-1341 (446 amino acids)
Biological process (GO): epithelial cell differentiation; intermediate filament organization
Cellular component (GO): cytoskeleton
Molecular function (GO): structural molecule activity
Source: RefSeq, marked provisional